This is a messenger RNA of Haliotis rufescens (red abalone), 1148 nucleotides long. Its product is annotated as aquaporin-8-like. Gene Ontology annotation, molecular function: water channel activity. The record is from RefSeq and is a predicted model, not a curated record. Lineage: Eukaryota; Metazoa; Mollusca; Gastropoda; Lepetellida; Haliotidae. Bases 219 to 1049 code for a protein of 276 amino acids. Gene Ontology annotation, biological process: transmembrane transport. Gene Ontology annotation, cellular component: plasma membrane. The transcript is spliced from 5 exons.
GGUAAGCAAUCCUCCAGUAUUAACCUGAACAGGAGAGUAUGUUUGAGACUAGGUCGAGGAGACACCUGUGUUCAAAACCAACCUUAUCUUCAACAGCUGGUGGAAAAUCGUUUACAGCACAUCCUGACCGCAACUGUCGUGUAGAAUGUAUGUAUCCGUGCACCAUGUGAAACGUUGAAUUAUCGAAUUUCACAACGGGGUGUAUCUCUCGAACCCAGAUGGCUUGCCUUGGGGACCCAGAGAGCGACAAGAUGGCGGAAGAGAGGGAUGCGUUUUGGAGAGUCUUUGAGGCAAUCAUGCAAGCAUGUGCCGCGGAGUUUCUAGGAACGGCGAUUUACGUGCUAAUCGCUUGUCUGGUAUCCUCGGGGGUGAAGGGCAUUGGGAUUCUUCCGCCUGAGCACAUGCCAAUGAUCGUGCCUAUAGCACUGUGUGCCGGGUUCACUGUGGCUGCAUUGAUGGCCACAUUUGGAAAAAUGAGCGGUGGUCACUUCAACCCUGCUGUGAGUCUAGCGGUGUGUGUGUCUGGGGGUCUGAAGCCUCUCCUACUGCCCGCCUACGUCCUUGUGCAGAUUUUCGGAGGGGUCGCUGGAGCCGGCCUCGCCAUGGUUGUAGAACCAGAUGAGCUGUUCACCAAGGUGUUAACUGAUGAUGGUGUUGAGAUGGCGGUGGGACCAGGUCGGGCUAUUGCCUGCGAAUUUUUGCUGACUUCGUUUGUGAUAGUUGCUGUGUUGCUGACCACGUUGGAGGAGAAGACGAAGUCGCAUGCCGCACCAACUGCAGUGGGCUUCGCGUAUGUCGUCGGCAUUCUCUCGGGUAUUCGGAUAACCGGCACUAGUCUGAAUCCUGCACGCAGUUUUGGUUCAGCAGUUGUGCUCAGUCUCUACUCAAAGAAAGCCUGGACUCUCCAGUAUGUUUUCUGGGUUGGGCCGCUUCUGGCAGCUGUUGUCACAGCAAUAUUUUACAGAUACGUGCUUUUCCGACGGAAGACAUCCUCCAAGGACAAAUACAAAUACUCACAUCUCAUGACAGAUCCAAAUCAAAACGACUGAUAUAACAGAAGCAUACAACAAAACACACAUCAGUCAUUGAUACAUUUGCCAUACUGCAAUGCUCGCCAAUGAAAACACAUUAAUACAUCCUACUCGGGA